Prionailurus viverrinus (fishing cat) is the source of this 819-nucleotide messenger RNA. It is a transcript of the gene EIF4E1B, whose product is annotated as eukaryotic translation initiation factor 4E family member 1B. The transcript is spliced from 8 exons. Gene Ontology annotation, biological process: translational initiation. Lineage: Eukaryota; Metazoa; Chordata; Mammalia; Carnivora; Felidae. Bases 1 to 819 code for a protein of 272 amino acids. The record is from RefSeq and is a predicted model, not a curated record. Gene Ontology annotation, molecular function: RNA 7-methylguanosine cap binding; translation initiation factor activity. Gene Ontology annotation, cellular component: cytoplasm; eukaryotic translation initiation factor 4F complex.
AUGCGGAAGGUGCUCACUAAAUGCCUGCCGAUGGAAGCUGGGGGCCAACUGGGACGAAGCCCAAGCAGCUGCAUGGCUACUGCUAGCCCCGUUGGAGAGGCUGAGGGUGGAAUCCAAAACUGGGAGGAGAAGGAGGAGAAAGAGGAAGAGAAAGAGGGGGCAGCAGUGGCUGUCCUGAUGGCUGAGGGAGCUCUGAAUCCCCCUGGGGAUCAGCUGUCCCAGAGGAGGAAGGAAGCCCAGGAUGGGGGCCCCCAGGGGAUCAAGUUGGAGUUACACCCGCUGCUGAACAGGUGGGCUCUAUGGUUCUUCAAGAAUGACCGCAGCCGAGCCUGGCAGGACAACCUGCAUCUGGUCACCAAGUUUGACACCGUGGAGGACUUUUGGGCGAUGUACAGUCACAUCCAGCUGGCCAGUAAGCUCUCUUCUGGCUGUGACUACGCCCUGUUCAAGGAUGGCAUUGAGCCCAUGUGGGAAGAUAGCAGGAAUAAGAGGGGUGGCCGCUGGCUGGUCAGUCUUGCCAAGCAGCAGCGUCACAGUGAGCUGGACCGCCUGUGGCUGGAGACCCUGCUCUGUCUGAUCGGGGAGAGCUUUGAGGAGCACAGCCGGGAGGUGUGUGGGGCUGUCAUCAACAUCCGAACCAAGGGAGACAAGAUUGCUGUGUGGACCAGGGAGGCAGAGAACCAGGCGGGCGUGCUGCACAUUGGGCGUGUGUACAAAGAGCGCCUGGGCCUCUCCACGAAGAUCGUCAUUGGGUACCAGGCCCAUGCAGACACUGCCACCAAGAGCAACUCCCUAGCCAAGAAUAAGUUUGUGGUGUGA